AUGGACCAGCAGCAGCAGCAACCGAAGCCGCAGCCGCAGCAGCAGCAGCAGCAGCCGGCUCAACAACAGCAGCAGCCGACAGGCGGCGUCCAUGGACCUGCUGGACGCAGGCUGCACAUUGCUCAUCGGCGUAGCCCCUCGGAGCUCACGCCCCUGAUGAGCAUGUUUGCCAACCCAGGAAUGGAACAGUUGGCCAUCCAGCAGCAGAUCGAGCUGUUGCAGCAGCAGCAGCAACAGAUCCAAGCGACGCACCAGCAAUACGUCAACAUGGGCAUGAUGCCCCCCGGCCAGCCCCUUGGCCACAACGGGGCUUUCAAUCCUUUGCAACCCAUGGGUACCAUGGGCCAGAACGCAUUCCAGUUCCCCAGCCAGAUGCAGCCGCAGAACCUGGGUCCUCCCUCUCAACCUCUAUCACAUCGCCGUAAUCAGUCGGCACUGCCCAACAUGGGCAUGGGACCGCCUCCGGCGCCAUCAUCUGGCGCUUCGGGGUCCACCUUUGGUAACUUUGAAGCUCCCGGAGCCGUCCACGGCCGCGAGAACGCCGGUGGCCGUGGCGGCCGAGGUGGUGGCGGCUCCGGCUCGGGGCACCAGCGCAGGCACUCGCUGGCCCUCGCCGACGCCAAAAAGGCAGCCGAGAUCGCACAACAGAAGCGAACGACGACCGGAUUUCAGUUCCCCGCAGCCCCGAACCCCGACAAGCCCGACGAUGAGAACACCAAGGCACCUGUCAGCCAGCCCAGCCUAGACGCGUCGGUUGCCCAGGGCUCGUCCCGCGGGCGUGGAGGCCACGGCCGGAGCCAGAGCAUGGCUGUGAACGGCCGAGGUGGUUCGCGCCUGGGCGGCGAUGGCGACUUCCAACGUCGUGGCGGCGGCAUCGGGCAUGCCCGUUCUGGGUCUCGAAACUUCGAGGGCAACUGGCGCACCCAAAACCAAAAUCAAGACCAGGCUGGAGGUGCGGGCCAAGCUUCCUCCUUCCAGCCGGGUCACAGGCCACGAGGAUCGAUGAACCAAUCCGUGUCCUCCAUCGGAGCCUUCCAGUAUACCCCCAACCAACCGCAGCUCAUGCAACUUCCCGGGCAGAUGAUGAUGCCCCAGAUGUAUGGCCAGCAGCUCAACCCAAUGCAGCUCACCCAGCUUCAGGCUCUCCAGGCUGCUCAGAUGAACGGGCAGGGCUUCCAGGGACUGGCCAGCUCCCAGCAUGCUGGCGGCCAGCUCGGCGGCCAGCAGCAGCAGCAACGCAAGACCCUCUUCACCCCGUAUCUUCCGCAGGCAUCCUUGCCUGCUCUCCUCGGAGACGGUCAGCUUGUCUCGGGUAUCCUCCGUGUCAACAAGAAGAACCGCAGCGACGCAUAUGUCACCACACAGGACGGCCUUUUGGACGCCGACAUCUUUAUCUGCGGCAGCAAAGACCGUAACCGCGCUCUCGAGGGUGACCUGGUCGCAAUCGAGCUCCUCGACGUCGACGAAGUCUGGUCGCAGAAGAGGGAAAAGGAGGAGAAGAAGAAGCGCAAGGACAUUACCGACACUCGCUCGGGCUCCAUCAAUCAAGGCAGCCAGAAUUCUGGGCAAAACGACGACGGUAAUGCUGGCGAAGGCGGCAUCCGUAGGCGUGGUAGCCUGCGCCAGCGACCCACUCAGAAGAAGAACGACGACGUCGAGGUUGAGGGUCAGAGCCUGCUUCUUGUUGAGGAGGAAGAGAUCAAUGAUGAACAGAAGCCGCUCUAUGCUGGCCACGUGGUUGCCGUCAUUGAGCGAGUGGCCGGUCAGAUGUUCUCUGGUACUCUGGGCCUACUGCGUCCCAGCAGCCAGGCGACCAAGGAGAAGCAAGAGGCGGAGCGGGCGGCUCGAGACGGUGGCAACAGCCGCCAGAACGACAGUCGCCAGCAGGAGAAGCCCAAGAUUGUUUGGUUCAAGCCUACUGAUAAGCGGGUCCCGUUGAUUGCUAUCCCGACUGAGCAGGCUCCUCGCGACUUCGUGGAGAAGCACCAGGACUAUGCCGAUCGCAUCUUCGUCGCCUGCAUCAAGCGGUGGCCCAUCACCUCGCUUCACCCCUUCGGUACCCUUGUGGAACAGCUGGGCCGCAUGGGCGACCUAAAGGUGGAGACCGAUGCUCUCCUGCGCGACAACAACUUCUCGUCUGACGAGUUCUCCGACGCCGUCCUGCGUAGCGUCGGGCUCCAGGACUGGUCAUUGGCCAAGGAGGACGAGGCCGCGGCUACGUCUCGCCGUGACUUCCGUGAGGAACAAACGUUCACGGUUGAUUACAAUGGCGGUGCCGAGCUCGGCAACGCCUUCCAUGUCAAGACUAGGCCUGACGGGAAGAUCGAGAUUGGCAUCCACGUCCCAGACGUGGCUCACUUCGUCAAGCCAAACUCGCUGGUGGACCGUGAGGCCAAGAAGCGCGGAACCUCUGUUCAGCUUCUCAACCGCUUCUGCGCGUUGCUACCAACCAAGCUUGCAGCCGAGGUCUGUUCGCUCACUCCUGGUCAGGAGCGACUGACGGUCAGUGUCGUCUUCAGCGUGAACCCUCACACCGGAGCCGUCGCCGACGGGGACAGCUGGAUCGGCCGCAGUAUCAUCAAGAGCGCCGGUAAAGUCUCGCUGGCGGACAUCGAUAGCGCUCUCAACGAUCCCUCGUCCUUCAAGGGCGACAAUGUCCCCCUUAACACGGUCCAGAUCCUUCAAGGCGUUGCUCAGAAGUUCCGCGAGACUCGCCUUGGUGCUGGAGGGGAGCCUAUUGCCCCCCUACGUCUCCUGCAGCAGAUGGACGACGAGAACAACCCUGUGCAGGACAACAUAUUUGAUUCCACCCAGGCGCUGGAGCUCGUGGAGGAGCUGAUGCACAAGGCCAACGCUUACGUGGCUCAGCGUCUUGCCGAGGGGCUUCCCGAGAAGGCGCUCCUCCGUCGCCAGGCUGCGCCCAACCCUCGCCGCCUGCAAACAUUUGUCGAGCGCAUGACGGCACUCGGCUACGACAUUGAUGCCUCUGGAAGCGGCGCGCUCCAGAACAGCCUGUUCAAGGUGGACGACUCGGAUCUGCGCAAGGGCAUGGAGACGCUGCUCCUCAAGUCUAUGCAGCGUGCCAAGUACUUCAUCGCGGGUAAGACGCCCAAGCCGCUUUGGCCUCAUUACUCUCUCAACCAGCCGCUCUAUACCCACUUCACUUCGCCCACGCGCCGUUACGCCGACAUCAUUGUCCAUCGUCAACUCGAGGCAGUGCUGUCUGAGGGCAAGAUUGAGUUUACAGACGACAUGGAAAACUUGGUCAAGACGGUCGAGUCAUGCAACACCAAGAAGGACUCUGCCCAAAACGCACAGGAGCAGAGCAUCCAUAUCGAGUCCUGCCGAACGAUGGACAAGAAGCGCCAGGAGGCCAAUGGCGACCUCAUCGCCGAGGGCAUUGUGCUGUGCGUGUACGAGUCGGCCUUCGAUGUCCUGAUCCCGGAGUGGGGCUUCGAGAAGCGCGUGCACUGCGACCAGCUGCCGCUCAAGAAGGCCGAGUUCCGAAAGGAGAAGCGAGUCCUUGAGCUGUACUGGGAGAAGGGCGUCCCGAGCUCUGCGUAUGUUCCGGAGGAUGAGCGCCCCAAGGCCGCUGCCUCUCAGAGGAUGACCAACGCGAUGGUGGCGGCCAGGCAGGCGGAGGAGGCGGAGCGCGCCAAGAAGGAGCGUGAGGAGGCGGCCCGCAAACAGACUGAGACCGGCACGAUCUCGACUGACGACGUCGACGCUCUGUUCGACGACGACGAGGACAACACGUCGGACGUGACCGAGGCAAUGGCCGGGGCGUCGCUGGCUGAGCGCCCUACCCAGAGCGUGCCUGGAUCGCCAGCACGCACCUCGUCCAACGCCGGAGCCUUGCACCGAACGCGCUCCGACUCCAAGGUGCCCGUCUCGGAGACUGUCGAGGCUCGUCUCACCAACAAGGAGAAGUACCUCAAGCUUUUCAAGCUGCGCGAGGAAGGCGGCGACUACAUUCAGGAUGUAACUGAGAUGACGAGGGUGCCAAUCAUCCUGAAGACGGACCUCAGCAAGAGCCCUCCUUGCCUGACGAUCCGGUGCCUGAACCCAUACGCCCUGUAG
This is a messenger RNA of Purpureocillium lilacinum, 4080 nucleotides long. RefSeq lists its product as uncharacterized. Gene Ontology annotation, cellular component: P-body. Gene Ontology annotation, molecular function: RNA binding; 3'-5'-RNA exonuclease activity. Gene Ontology annotation, biological process: mRNA catabolic process. NCBI's taxonomy places the organism in Eukaryota, Fungi, Ascomycota, Sordariomycetes, Hypocreales, Ophiocordycipitaceae. The record is from RefSeq and is a predicted model, not a curated record.